Messenger RNA from Nilaparvata lugens (brown planthopper), 715 nucleotides. RefSeq lists its product as uncharacterized. NCBI's taxonomy places the organism in Eukaryota, Metazoa, Arthropoda, Insecta, Hemiptera, Delphacidae. The transcript is spliced from 2 exons. Bases 29 to 715 code for a protein of 228 amino acids. The record is from RefSeq and is a predicted model, not a curated record.
GGAGUCUGGGACACAAACACUGACCAGUAUGUAUAUCAAACAAAGGAACCAUAAGCCAACAUUGGAGGAGGUUGCUCCUACCAUAUUGGAGAUUGCUAGGUUGAAGCGUGAAAUCAAAAGGAGGCAUAAGGAAAUCAUGCUGGGUAGACGGAUUGCAGAAGAGAAACAUGUGGAACACUUCAAACCUCUAGCUGAGCCACUAGUCAACCUAGUCGAAACCUUCCAACAGAUGCCAGUUCAACAGCCACAACUACCUCCAUCAAGAGCAUCCAAGAAGCGUCCCAGGUAUCUGAAGCCUAGAAUAAAAAUGCACUCCAGGCAUGUGAAGGGUAGGCAGAGACAAUCCAAGCCAGAGUUGUUAUCAUCAGAACAUCGUCCUUUCUCAACAGCAUCAACACACCACACAUAUCCUACUCCACCAACAACACCAUUUGUUAAAGAUGCCACAUAUACAAGGCGUGGACUUACUGGUGCAAGUAAAGCAAAACAUAAGCUCCAACUCUCCAGCAUUGAUGAAGAGUCACCAACAUUUGAAUCAUAUGGAACUGGAGAAGUUUCAAGUCCAAUGGCAGGCACCUCAGGAGUUGGACGGCAACUAUGGAAAGCAGGAAAGCAGGCAUUUGAAGAGGAUGAGGGUGAGGAGUAUAAUAUGAGUAGAGGAUAUGAUGAUAGCAGUGAUGAGGAGCUGUCUGGAGAUGGACAGGAUGAUGAUUGA